AAUAUACAACAAGUAAUUGUGUUGCAAGCAAUGAAGGCAAUCGUGUGUAUUUUGCUGGCCCUUACGGCCUCCGCAGCUGCCUAUGAGGUGGAUGUGCUUAGCGAGCAGGAAUGGAAUAAUCUUGUCGAGAAGCAUCCUGUUCAGCCCGAUGCGCAGGGCUUGAUAUUGAACUCCCAAGCUAAGAAGGCGGUAAAGAAUUUAAUGGAGCAACUGCCCUGUGGUUUUCCCGAAUACGGUAUUCCCCCACUUGCGCCCUAUACCAAUGCUGAUUUGAAUGUACACUUGGCCCAGUCUGUGGUGGAAUCGCUGCUGCAGAUGUUGCGUUUCCGUUUCGAUGGUUUGGAGCAAAUGCAGAUUAAGAAGUUGAAGGUCAGCUAUACUUUCAGCAAGAAGGUCAAGUUCCAUUUCAAUUUCAAGGAACUUAAAGCGAGCGCACAUGUGUUGAACACAGACACCUUUGUGGAUCUGCUAAAGGAAUUGGGUUUGUCGGUGCGAUAUGAGGGCACUGGACCGUUGUCUUUCUCACUGGAGAAUCUUUCGAUACAGGGACAGUUCAAGUACAAGAUGCCUUUCAUCUUUGGCUCCAUUAAGAUUUACAAAUUCGAGUGUGUGGUGGGUUUGGGUGGCGUCAAGUCUCAUAUUGGUGGUGUGCUGGGUAAUGGACGCUACAACGAGAUGGUCAAUGACAUUAUCGAGUAUGAAGUGCCUGCCUUUAUUAACGGACGUCAAAAGCAGAUUAGCGACAAGAUUGAGUCCCUAUUUGUGCCGUUUGUCAAUGAGAAACUCAAGGGUCACAAGAUUUGGUAUCUGUUGGGCCAGCUGGGCGGCUCCACCAAGAAGUGUAAUCCAACACCAGCUCCUUGGCUAGCUCAGGAAUAACAAGUGUGCCAAAUUUGCUAAAAAUAUAGUAUAUACAUAUUUGUGAAUAAA
Drosophila busckii is the source of this 930-nucleotide messenger RNA. RefSeq lists its product as uncharacterized. Bases 31 to 879 code for a protein of 282 amino acids. The transcript has 3 exons. The record is from RefSeq and is a predicted model, not a curated record. Lineage: Eukaryota; Metazoa; Arthropoda; Insecta; Diptera; Drosophilidae.